Messenger RNA from Gigantopelta aegis, 675 nucleotides. Its product is annotated as glycine-rich cell wall structural protein-like. Lineage: Eukaryota; Metazoa; Mollusca; Gastropoda; Neomphalida; Peltospiridae. The coding region runs from base 1 to 675 and encodes 224 amino acids. The transcript has a single exon. The record is from RefSeq and is a predicted model, not a curated record.
AUGCCUAGCAGGUGGCAUAGGAAGAUGCCCAGCAGGUGGCAUGAGAGGGUACACACUAGGUGGCAUGGAAGAUGCCUAGCAGGUAGCAUGGGAGGAUGCCUGGCAGGUGGCAUGGGAGGAUGUAUAGCAGGUGGCAUGGGAGAAUACCUAGCAAGUGACAUGGGAGGAUGCCUAGCAGGUGGCAUGGGAGGAUGCCUAGCAGGUGGCAUGGGAGGAUGCCUAGCAGGUUGCAUUGGAGGAUACCUAGGAGGUGGCAUGGGAGGAUACCUAGGAGGUGGCAUGGGAGGAUGCCUAGCAGAUGGCAUGGGAGAAUACCUAGCAAGUGGCAUGGGAGGAUGCCUAGCAGGUGGCAUGGGAGAAUGCCUAGCAAGUGGCAUGGGAGGAUGCCUAGCAGGUGGGAUGGGAGAAUACCUAGCAAGUGACAUGGGAGGAUGCCUAGCAGGUGGCAUGGGAGGAUGCCUAGCAGGUGGCAUGGGAGUAUGCCUAGCAGGUGGCAUUGGAGGAUGCCUAGCAGGUGGCAUGGGAGGAUACCUAGGAGGUGGCAUGGGAGGAUACCUAACAAGUGGCAUGGGAGGAUGCCUAGCAGGUGGCAUGGGAGGAUGCCUAGCAGGUGACAUGGGAGGAUGCCUAGGUGACAUGGGAGGAUACCUAGCAGGUGGCAUGAGAGGAUACUAA